AAUUGUCAAUAAUAAAUGUCAAGUGAGUGAAGCAGAAAAGAAAAACAAAAAGCAGCAGUAGAUACAGAAGUUAAUUUGUUAAAAUUCCUUUAAAAUAUAAAAUUACGUACUUAGAUUAUGUGUGUAAAGUUAUAGCACUAUAUAUAUGUAUGAAAUAUAAAAGCUACUUUUAAGGGAAAUUAUGGAUUUUUUGUUUGCACCUCUACCUGAAACAAAUUUUCAAAUGAAUACGGAAGAAUUACGUUUAUGGCAACGAAAUGCCAUAUUCGAGUGUGAAUGUGAUAAUUUCAUUAAUAGACGGAUAGAAGCUGGUCGAACACACCUAUUGACACUGCCGAAUCGGGCACAUUCUGAGUUACCUGGAAUUGAUGCUGCAAUACGGCAGCAUGGACUGCGGCUCCCGGAUGUAAUGGGAAAUAAUGAUCACAGACCUAUCUCCAGCGCCAGCAGUAGUAAUAGCAUUAGGAACGUUGAAAAUGAUGGUCAUACAGAUAAUAACGCUAAUAUUUCCCCACCUCUUGCUCAAAGACGACGAUUAGUGUCCAGAAAUCCGGAAUAUGAUCGUGAUAAUAUGCUUGACAGAAUAUACCACGAGGCUUUGUUGACAGCUUUUCGAACGAGAGGGUUAAGUGCAAUCCGAAAUCCUUAAUGCUAAUGGAAAUAAUCGCUAUUUAAAUGAGCGGAGGUGGCAAAAGUGCUGACUUCAAUAAAAAUUAAUAAAAUAUUGUAUGUAUCUUAAAUAUUUAUGAAAUUUUAAAUAAGACAUCUCAAUUGAAACAAAAUUCAUUGGAAUUGUAUCUAUGUAGCUCGAAAUUUGUAGAACUUUACGGUAAUUUUUAAUAAACAUAAUGCUAACAAAUGAA
This is a messenger RNA of Bactrocera neohumeralis, 863 nucleotides long. RefSeq lists its product as uncharacterized. The transcript has 2 exons. The coding region runs from base 182 to 649 and encodes 155 amino acids. The record is from RefSeq and is a predicted model, not a curated record. Lineage: Eukaryota; Metazoa; Arthropoda; Insecta; Diptera; Tephritidae.